AUGGUUGCUACGAUGGACUUAAAUGCUUCACCCCAACCCGAAGAGGAUGACGAACCUUACGUGAGACAUUUGGAAGACUAUUCGUCGCGUGAUGAACGGAUAGAGUCUGCCGUUGAAAUUGCAAGACGGGAACGUGAAGAGAGAAGGAAACGAAUGAGAUAUGACAAGCCAACGCAUAACUCUCAGCCAGUUUUCCGCGACCAGUAUUAUCAGAAUCGAAAUAAUAAAGCUUAUGAUAGAUUCAAGAUUCCUCAAGGUUGGCUAGAUUGCCCUGCUUCUGGGAAUGAGAUAGGAUUCAUCGUUCCUUCGAAAGUUCCCUUGAAUGAAUCUUACAAUAAUAGUGUACCUCCUGGAAGUAGAUACUCUUUUAAACAGGUUAUCCAUAACCAGAGGAUAGCUGGGAGAAAGCUUGGUCUAGUUAUUGAUUUGACAAAUACAACUCGUUACUAUUCUACGACGGACUUAAAGAAAGAAGGCAUUAAGCAUGUUAAGAUUGCAUGCAGGGGUCGUGAUUCAGUGCCAGAUAAUGUGUCUGUCAACACGUUUGUCAAUGAGGUUAAUCAGUUCGUCCUGAAUCUAAAACAGUCAAAGAAGUAUAUCCUCGUCCACUGUACACAUGGGCAUAAUCGAACAGGGUUUAUGAUAGUUCAUUAUCUCAUGCGAUCUGGGCCGAUGAAUGUUACACAGGCAUUAAAAAUCUUUUCCGAUGCCCGCCCCCCUGGGAUCUAUAAACCAGAUUAUAUUGAUGCUUUAUACACGUUUUAUCAUGAAAUAAAACCUGAGAGCGUUGUUUGCCCAUCAACUCCGGAAUGGAAGAGGUCUACCGAGCUUGAUUUAAAUGGUGAAGCUUUGCCAGACGAUGAUGAUGAUGAUGGCGGUCCGGCUGGUCCUGUGCAAGAGGAAAGCCUUCCCGUGGAAGUCAAGAUGUCAAAUGAUGACGUUUUGGGUGAUGAAAUACCCCCUGACCAGGAGGAAGGUUACCGGCAAUUCUUUUAUAGGAUGCUAUCGCUGAAUAUUGGGGGUAGAGGAUGUUCGCAAUUUCCAGGUUCACAUCCUGUCUCCUUAAACAGGGAUAAUUUGCAACUCUUGAGGCAGCGAUACUAUUACGCAACAUGGAAGGCUGAUGGAACGCGAUAUAUGAUGCUGCUCACCAUAGAUGGCUGUUAUAUAGUAGAUAGGAGCUUUAGAUUCCGAAGGGUACAAAUGCGGUUCCCCUUCAGGCACCCAACCGAAGGCAUAUCUGAUAAAGUGCACCAUUUCACAUUGCUUGAUGGAGAAAUGAUUAUCGAUACCUUGCCAGAUAAACAAAGGCAGGAGAGAAGAUAUCUAAUCUACGAUAUGGUGGCAAUCAACGGCCAAUCAAUUGUAGAGCGACCUUUCUAUGAAAGAUGGAAGAUGCUCGAGAAGGAGGUGAUAGAUCCCCGUAAUCAUGAGAAGGUCAGAAGUCAUAUCUACAGAUAUGACCUUGAGCCUUUCAGGGUACGGAGAAAGGACUUUUGGUUGCUUUCUGCGGUUGAGAAGGUGUUGAAGGGAUUCAUACCAUCACUUUCCCAUGAAGCCGACGGCCUAAUCUUUCAGGGCUGGGAUGAUCCAUACGUUGCCCGUACCCAUGAAGGACUGUUGAAGUGGAAGUAUCCAGAGAUGAACUCGGUUGACUUUUUAUACGAGGAGGAUGAGAGUGGCCGUGGAAUGCUCUCCUUGUUUGAAAGAGGGAAGAAGAAGCAUAUGGAUGGAAAUGCCGUUGUUUUUAGAGAGGAUACGGACACUGCCAAGUACUCUGGGAAGAUUGUAGAGUGUUCUUGGGAUCAGGAUGAGAAAGUCUGGGUUAGCAUGCGGGUCAGGGUCGAUAAAUCAACGCCAAAUGAUAUCAACACUUAUAGGAAGGUGAUGAGAAGCAUAAAGGACAACAUCACAGAGGAAGUGUUGCUGCAGGAGAUAAGGGAGAUCAUCCGUUUGCCAAUGUAUGCAGAUCGUAUUCAGAUGGAUAGCAAAGCUGCGCGCCGCAGAUGA
Messenger RNA from Microthlaspi erraticum, 2010 nucleotides. The record is from the annotation of a GenBank genome assembly. Lineage: Eukaryota; Viridiplantae; Streptophyta; Magnoliopsida; Brassicales; Brassicaceae.